Elaeis guineensis (African oil palm) is the source of this 693-nucleotide messenger RNA. RefSeq names its product dormancy-associated protein 1. The record is from RefSeq and is a predicted model, not a curated record. NCBI's taxonomy places the organism in Eukaryota, Viridiplantae, Streptophyta, Magnoliopsida, Arecales, Arecaceae.
CGCUACCCUAGCUUCCAACAGAACGGAGGAGCGAGAGAGAGAGAGGAAACAAUGGCUUUCCUUGAGAAGCUGUGGGACGAUGUGGUUGCCGGGCCUCAACCGGAAAAGGGCCUCGGCAAGCUCAAGAAGGUCGACACCAAGUCUCUGGUCAUCAAAGAUGGGGAAGGUGAGAGCAGCAAGUACCAGAGGUCAAUGUCGAUGCCAACAACACCGACGACACCGGGCACACCGGCGACGCCGACGACACCCUCCUCUGCGCGCAAGGCGAACGUGUGGCGGAGCGUGUUCAACCCGGGGAGCAACCUCGCCACCAAGACCGUUGGUGCCAACUAUUUUGACAAGCCCCAGCCCAAUUCCCCCACCGUUUACGACUGGCUGUACAGCGGUGAGACAAGGAGCACCCACCGCUGAAUGGACUUUGUGCCGAGAACGAGGAUUGGCUUGUGGGUGAACGGGAUGGAUGUACGUAGAGAUCGCGUGCUUUCUCUCGUGUUUGCUGGUUUAUGUGGUUAUCUUAUGGAGUUUCUUUUUUGUUAUUCCAAGUAGCAACUAUAUGAGUCGCUGCUCAAAGGUGGCAAGGAGUGUGUUGUGUAGACAUGUGAGUACGUAUUUUGUGUUGUAUUUGGGCUGCUACGUUGACCAGCUGUGAUAAGAAUAAGAGUAAAUUACAGAAGCGCCUUUGCUAUUUCUAUA